This is a messenger RNA of Exophiala dermatitidis NIH/UT8656, 609 nucleotides long. RefSeq lists its product as uncharacterized. The coding region runs from base 107 to 433 and encodes 108 amino acids. The transcript has 2 exons. The record is from RefSeq and is a predicted model, not a curated record. Lineage: Eukaryota; Fungi; Ascomycota; Eurotiomycetes; Chaetothyriales; Herpotrichiellaceae.
GCGCUAAGUUCUGCCUCUUCUUUAGCGCUCUCCUGCCCUGUUAUCCGAGUCUUUAGGCACUGCCAGUACUAGUAGCGGCAGCCCUGUCCUAGUACAGUACAAUCAGAUGCGCCUUUUCCCUGCAGUCGCACUAACAUUUAUGCCACUGCUGCAGUUGUGCUCACAUGUCACUCGUGGCAGCUGUGCUGUGGGCUUCGAUCUUUUUGUGCCAUCUACAGUAAUAGGAAAGGGACGGGUACCCGUCGGCAGCAGACGUUCAAGUUCUUCCGUCAGCUCUGAGCCCACACGGCCUAACCAUGGACAAUGCACAACAGUGGCACCGUUGGUAGUGGACUUGAAAUGCGUUCAUAUGAUGAUUGUGUGUGGAAUCUUGGCUGGUCAGACUGCGCGUCCCAGUGGUCGAGUGUCUUUGGGCUGCGCCGCCGGACCAUGACGAAUAGAAGAGCAGAUGCACCGACACAAAACACAACUCAGCCGCCUCCGUGUGGAGGGGUGGAAAGGCUGUUGAUUCCCGGCCAAUUGAAUACCAGUUGCUUCCACAAGGUCAACACCUGAUCGCUUUUCAAAACCUGCUUUGAUCGAUGUUUUGUCGUCUGUGCUGGACCUCAU